Aspergillus tubingensis is the source of this 5139-nucleotide messenger RNA. RefSeq lists its product as uncharacterized. The record is from RefSeq and is a predicted model, not a curated record. Gene Ontology annotation, molecular function: protein binding. The transcript has 6 exons. Bases 1 to 5139 code for a protein of 1712 amino acids. NCBI's taxonomy places the organism in Eukaryota, Fungi, Ascomycota, Eurotiomycetes, Eurotiales, Aspergillaceae.
AUGGGAAUCUCGCGACCGGAAUGCAUGAGCUUGGAAGCUGUCUUCGGUGAUCACUUCGCCUCUCACACCGAACGACGAGAAUUCGUAUAUCGAAGCAAUGCGAGUCAUUUUCUCUUUGGAGAUCUGACUGGCCACUAUGUUGAGAAAGAGGCACUCCAACUGUUAGCUGGGUUACUUCAAUUUCGACGGUCGGGCGAAGGGGCUAGUUACAGUCGAUCUAUUAUCUUCAUUGCUUAUGAGCUGGGGGCCUUGGUUGUGGAAAGAGCUAUUGCGAUUGCUGGUUUCCAUCAAACUAGCUGGACUAGUAUAUUCACCGAUACUGUGAGAUUUAUUUUCGCAGGCUGUUUCCACCGCAGGACGGAUGCCCCCUCAUUCGAUGCCCGGAUAUGGAAGUUUCUAGAGAUACAUAAAACAGAAGAAUGGGGUCAUCUCAUCAGUCCAACUGCAAUCAGGGCGUUGGCAGAGACCGCCAUGGAAUCAACCGGUCUGUUUCUCAGCUCCCGCAUCACCUUGCGCACUCGGAUAAUUAGCAUCUAUGCCAAUCCGGAGACACCGGGAAAGAUUGAUUCAGCAUUUGAUGAAUCCACCGCGGUUCUAGGUAUAUGUACUGAGUUGGCUCUACCCGAAGAACCCACCGGCGAAGCGCAUAGCCCGCUCACCUCUAGGCUGUCUGACAUGGUCUUCAAUGGAUCAUGCAGCUGGAAUCGAUCGUCAUCGCGCACCGCCAUUGAACGAACCCUACUAUCAAUGGCCCUUCCGCACCGUCAGUUCCUGUCAACACGCGUCAUAGACUCACAUCCAGUUUUUAGAAGCUCGGAGUAUAGAUUGUGGAAGACAUCCAGAGGCCCCCAGAUAUUGUAUAUUCAUGGUGAAAAUCAACGGUUGACUACCGAGGCAGCUGAGCAGGUUAUUCUGGCAUGGCAACGGGAGCGGUUUGACAAGAACCUUUAUGACACUGAAGUACACCCAUUCUCUUUCUCCCGCUAUGAUCGAGCGCGUAACUCGAUGGACGCCAUAGUUAGUACCCUUUUGGUCUACAGCUUCUCACGCCUCGCUGAAGGCGUGCCCAACUUCACUACCUGGCUCUUGGAAAACCAGGGUUUGCUGCAGCACGGGUGGACCGACAAGGAUCUGCAGAAUAUUUUGUGCCUAAUGCUGCGAGAUCACAUAGAAAGUACAAUGUUGUGUCUACAAAAUGCUGAUGACUGUAAUACCGCCGAAAGUCGAAAGGUGUACUGGAAGGCCAUUGCGAAAGCCUAUAAGUUUACAGACAUGCGCCCGAAGCUUCUCAUAACAUCAAGGAGGCCCGACGCCUUAAAGGAAGAGCUCCAACUCAGUGCCCCUAACAUGACCCUACACUGUUACAGGGUAGGAGUGGGCAAGCCGCAUGACUGCGAACUGGGUAACUGUCCCAGGGAGAUGCUUAUAUCGCGUUUCUGUCCCUGUGAACACAGAAAGGCUUACAUGCAAGCCCGUUUGAAAGAGCUUGCCUCAAUGAAUUGUGCUGUUCUGAGUGCGAUCAUGGAUAUCAUCUCGUCUCAUACGGGAUGGCCCGAAGUCACAUCUUCACAGACACAUCUGCGAUUUGAUCAGUUCUUCAGCCGUCUAUCUGUACACAGCACGACUCAGUCUGUUCUCGAAGACAUAUUAUGCACCUUGCCAGACAGGUCUUGGAUUCGCUCAACUCUCACCUGGAGCUUGUGUGGAUACCGACCACUGUCAUACCAGGAAAUGGCAAUGUUUUGUCGCUAUCAGUUAGACCCAGGGGUUGAACAGCUACUCGUGAAUAUUGAAUCCAGUAUAGACCAGCCAGAUAUGGCCUACUGGAUGAAGGGACUGCUGGAACCCCAUCAGAACCAAGUCUGCAUUCGUCAAGAGAUCUUGGAAGUCUUCGCACGCGAUGGCGAUAGCCCUUGGACAGAGAUCCGGUCGAAUGGGCCUCAACAGACCUGCUGGUUCUUAUAUCGCUUUCUGACCUCGGCGAGGAUCCAGAGGCAACUCUUGAGCAUCUACCAUGGAUAUCAGGAGAGGGUCUACUCUUCCAAGGAGCAUAUCACUCCACCACUGGUGUCAGAUGGUCAGGAUAUAAUCUAUUAUGCGACUGAAUCUUUCCCAUAUCACUUAUCCAAGGCCCCACUAGUACUUCAAGAAAUUGCACCGGUCCUCCUAGAACGCAAUGGGCCGUUGAGCGCCUGGAUGAAGGUUUAUUGGGCGAUGCAAAACCCUUAUUCUCGGCCGAAAUUGUCCGAUCUGGACCCUGCAGGCGUGUCCCUUCUCACACUGGGGCUCCAAAGCUUUGGGCUCCAUGAAUCCUUAAGUCAAAGUGGACAUGAACUGCCUAUCAGGGUAGCAGGGCUCUCUGAGGCCAUGCGGGUAGGGGAUGAAGAUGCUGUUCUUUACUACCUGAACCAGUCCCAUGGUUCCUUGUCAGUUUCGCUAUUAUGGAGAGCAGUUUUUCUGGACAUGGCACGCGUGGUGGAUACCCUUCUGAAGUAUGGGAUGGACCCCAAUCCUUCCCCGGAUCCUGACAUCUUCUAUCCUUCCCCGCUGUACCUAGCAUGCAGUCUCGGCCAUUGCCAGAUCGUACAGACCUUACUGAAAGGAGGCGCUAACAUUGAUAUUCUUAUGGAUGGUUAUGUUGGCAUCAUGUUCAAGGCAGCUGCAGAAGGAGCUGAUGAUACCAUUCGGGCGAUCGCGGCUGUCCAACACACACUCUUGGAUGCGCCCCAACCAUACACACCCCUCUACGCGGCAUGUUCCCGAGGUUUGUGGAAGACAGUAGAAACUCUGGUACAGCUCGGUGCCAGUGUCGACCUCCCAUUUGACGGCAACAAUGCUGAGCGAGGGUGGCAACCUCUAUGUAUUGCUGCCUUAUAUGGCUAUCCCAGAACUAUUCGAAUACUCUUAGACAAUGAGGCUGAUCCUAAUCUGAGGGGCCCGGGUGUCAAUAUCACGGCUCUGUCACUGGCUGUUUGCGAGUCAGGAGAUCCAGAAUGUGUCCGCUUGCUCCUUGGCCACGGUGCGAAUCCCAACCACGAGCUCCACCAACCUGUCUUUCCAGUGCUCCUGUCCCAGAAGACAACGCAACUAAAUGCCAAGCUUGAGAUUUUGGAUGUUCUAGUUAACCACUCUAACCCGGUCGAUGUCAACGCCGUCGACAACUGCUGGUACCGUGCUAUGACACCUCUGAUGUAUGCUGCAGCAUCCGGGGAUUGUAAUCUUGUCAGGUGGCUUUUGUCGCAUGGGGCAAACAUUGCCAUGGUUGAUGAGAAAAAGCAGAAUGCACUGUUUCAUGCCGUUGAAUGGCAUCACAACUCAGUCGUGCAACUUCUACUCGAACAGGGCUCCCCACUUAUAGAGAAGAACACGGAGGGCACUACAAUGCUUGAACUCGCCAUCGAGGAAGUUGCCAUUCUGCAGCUCCUCUUGGACGCGGGAGCUGAUCCGGAACUGGAAAGCAGCGACGGUUCGACCGCGAUCAACAAGGCCGCCAGCCAAGGCCAAGUGGAUUCUAUUCGUGUGCUCAUCAGGCGAGGUGUGAACGUCCACCACCGGGACGACGCGGGGUGGAGUCCCCUUCUUGAUGCUUGCGGAACGACUCCCAAUGAAGAGGCUGUCCGCAUCUUAUUGGAAUCUGGGGCUAGAUCGACAGACACAACCCCAGGGGAACAGACUCCUUUGCACCAGGCUGCAAUUAAAGGGCAACUAGACAUUCUCAAGAUAUUGCUUGAAUAUCGCAAUGUGCUGAAUAUCGAUGCACAAGAUAAUGAGAAGGACACUGCUCUUGCGGCCGCUGUCCGAUGCAAUGAACUUGAAUGUGUUGUCACACUCAUUCGGGCCGGUGCUAACAUCAACUUGGCAUCUCAUAAAGGAUGGACGGUUUUUCUGUAUGCUUUGGUCUUAGAGCGACCACCAGAGCUCAUCAAUAUGCUUUUAUCCCAGCCAGACCUGGAUAUACAUAGCGUCACAGAGGGGUGGGGAGCCGCGAUUCACAUUGCCUGCCAACAUCUGCAACUCGACACGGUUUAUAAAUUGAUAUCCCGUGGAGCAGAUGUCAACCAGCGAAUAACAGGGCCUAAUUCUACCCCAUUGAUUUCCAUCUGCAACCCCCGACCCUCUGGAAAAAUGAAUCGCCAAGAGAGCCUGGACCGACAGGAACACCUUGUCCGCGAACUGGUCCAGCAGGGGGCUGACAUCUCGGCGGAGCACGGCUUUAUUGUCUAUAAUCCGCUUUCAGCUGCGUGUCUUGGUACAGGUAGGAGUAUCAUCAAAUAUUUGCUCUACAAAGGCGCUUCCCUCCAGCUUCGAGACCCACUGGGCCGUCUGGCAAUUCAUUUUGCUGCUGCCAACGGGCUGGAAAAUUUCGAGACCGUACACCACGCCGCUCCUAGGCUUCUUAUGGCGCCAGAUAAAGCCAAGAAAAUUCCCCUUCACUGGGCAGCUCAGUUUGGUCGCGCCCAAACCGUUGAGGCAAUUCUGAACUAUGUGAGCCUCCCAGCAGACCGGCAACGAUACUUGAAUGAAGCCGACAUUGAUGGUUGGACUCCGCUCUGCUGGGCACUUCGGCCCACAGAGUUGUUUUGGGACCCUAACAUGCCCUCCGAGUAUGCCAACUAUGCAGAAACCGUUCGAUUUCUGCUGGACAACGGCGCGAAUCCGUCGGUACGCUGCCGCCUGGGCAGUGAGCAUGACUUGUAUACGCCCCUCCAGCUAGCCCGUCUCCAUGACGCCGGUGAUGCAAUCAUCGAGCUUCUCCAAGAGGCUUUAGGCAGUAGUAUUUCAGACAGUCAGGACCUAUCUAGUAAAGUAUAUAAUCGACCUCAUGGAUAUUUCUGUGGAAUUUGCUUCACGAACUUCCUGGUCUGUCGAAAGUGCUACGGUCGGAUAGACAUUUACUUGGGCGAUCGGCCGGUCCCUGGACCUGACGCGCAUGUUCACAAGUUCCAAUUAUGGGACAGCGAUGAGCCAGAAUUCCAGAAAACCUGGCCGACUUCGCCUUCUGACGUUAACGAGUGGUCGAGCCAAGGGCUGGACAAUCAUGCUGGCAGUGACGCGAAUGAUCUUAUUUUAGAAGAUCCUCCUGGGUCUGUCGGCAGUAGCACAGCAUCUGGAUCUAAGAAUCACGAUGAUAGGUGGUAG